Morus notabilis is the source of this 2157-nucleotide messenger RNA. RefSeq names its product nuclear pore complex protein NUP50A. The record is from RefSeq and is a predicted model, not a curated record. Gene Ontology annotation, molecular function: GTPase activator activity. The transcript is spliced from 2 exons. NCBI's taxonomy places the organism in Eukaryota, Viridiplantae, Streptophyta, Magnoliopsida, Rosales, Moraceae. The coding region runs from base 320 to 1726 and encodes 468 amino acids. Gene Ontology annotation, cellular component: nuclear pore; cytoplasm. Gene Ontology annotation, biological process: intracellular transport.
AAAGCCCUUCUUUCUUUCUUCAGCAGCUGAAACGUUAUAAACCAAACCCUCAGUCAGUCUGAGUCUCCCAUAUCCAAAACCCCUUUCCAAUAAUAAUAUACAAAUAAAAAAUUCAAUAAAUAUCAGCUUACUGAUAAAAUUCGAAACUUCAUUUACUCCUGGAUCUCUCUCUCUCUGUCUAGAAUUUCUCGCUCUUUACUUUCUUCUCCAACCAAAUUCCCCAGAUUCUGCUUCUGCUCCGGUUGUAUCUCGAUUUGUGCAUACUUAGGAUCUUGAGAAGUUUGUGAACUGAAAUCUAGUUUUUGGGCUUAUUUCCUUGAUGGGGGACGCAGAAAAUGCCCUUCCACCCUCAAAGAAGAGGGCUGCUGGAAGGGAAAUCUCUCGAGAUAACCCUGGUCUUGAUGAUGAGGAAGAUACUUCUGAACUGGAAACUGGGACUUUCAAAAGGGCCAGUGAUCAGGUCUUGGCUACUAGAAGAAUUGUCAGAGUUCGCCGACAUCCAACCUCUGCUCCCUCUUCCAAUCCUUUUGCAGGGAUCAGAUUGGUUCCUCCCACUGAAGCCGCUGCAAACAAAGCUGAAGUUAAAAUAGAAGCACAAGUUGGACUUGGUGUACAAGUUGGUGAGAAAGCAAUUUUGGAUGAUGUAGAUGGAAAGACAGAGUCCAACAAUGAGAACGAAAGAGGUAAAGAAGCGGAGAGUAAGCAGUCAGAAGUCAAGAACAGUGAGGCUGAGGUCGAUGCCGGGGAGGCUGAGGCCAAGGCUGAGUUGAAGGCCGAAGGUGAGACUGAGUCUAAGGUUGAAGCUCAGUCAAAGGCAGAAGGUGACACUGAGACCAAGUCUGAAGCGGAGUCUAAAUCUGAGGCAGAAUCUGCUGCAAAUGAACAAAAUUCUGCAGAGGAGAAAAGUAAUGCUACCGCUGAUGAAGUGAAACCUGCGUCAGAUAAUGAACCAGCUGCAGAGGAAGACAAGACUGAAAAUGCUAGUAAGAAAGAUGAAAAAACAGAAAAUGUAGAUCUAAGUGUGGAAAGUACUCCUCUGAGCUCAUUUCAACAGCUUUCGAGUAGCCAAAAUGCUUUCACUAAUCUUUCCGGAACCGGUUUUUCCAGUUCUUCAUUUUCCUUUGGCUCUAUUGCAAAAGAAGGAUCUGCAUUCAGUACUAAUACUGGUUCGCUUUUUGGUUUCAAAACCGAACGACCUUCUUUUGGUCUUGGUCUUUCUAACAAUGGAAAUUCUUCCCUUUUUGGGAUGUCAAGCACAUCUGUUGUAUCCAAGAACGAGGGAAGCAGUUUCCCAUCAUUGCAAGAGGUUGAAGUUGAAACUGGGGAAGAAAACGAGGAAGUUGUUUUCAAUGCCGAUUCUGUGUUGUACGAAUACAUUGACAGAGGUUGGAAGGAACGUGGAAAGGGAGAAAUCAAGGUUAACGUUUCAAAACCCAUGAAGGACAAAGCCAGGCUUCUCAUGAGAGCAAGGGGAAAUUACCGGUUGAUUUUGAAUGCCAGCCUUUUUCCUGACAUGAAGCUCACAAGUAUGGACAAGAAGGGCCUAACCUUUGCCUGCAUGAACAGCACUGGGGAAGGUACAAGCGGGUUCUCUACUUUUGCUUUGAAAUUCAAAGACACUUCCAUUGUGGAAGAAUUUCGCACUGCCGUUAAUGCACACAAAGGUAGGACGUCGCCUGAGGUUCUUAAGACACCAGAGAAUUCCCCCAAGGCUUCUGAUGAGUGAAAGCUGCCGCUCCUUGUUCCUGUGCGGAUAUUUCUCUAGUGAAGCUUGCCAUUCCCUGUGGUAACUGCUGUCCCUUCUCAUUGCAAACAACAAAUGAAAGUCGUUUAGAAUUCGGCAAUGUUAAAGCCCCCUUUUGUAGCAGAGUUAUAGACGUGUCCGUUUUAGUAUUUUGGAAGUGCUGAACUUUCAAGUUUGGAUAAAAUUUCUUGGGUCCAGACUGGCAUAAAAAACAGUCGGGUUGAAUGUUUGACACAAGUUUUAUAGUUGGCCUGUUACUAAAUUAUGAGGUAUAUUUAGACUCCCAUUUCAUGGCGUGAAAUAUUUAGUUUUCCCCAACUAAUAUGUAUGUCACUUACCUGUGCUAUUUUAUUGAAGAGUCUAUUUCAAUGGGUUACAGUGGUCGGAGCCAAACGAUCUCUAAUUUACUGCCA